Dendronephthya gigantea is the source of this 1082-nucleotide messenger RNA. RefSeq names its product elongator complex protein 6-like. The record is from RefSeq and is a predicted model, not a curated record. Lineage: Eukaryota; Metazoa; Cnidaria; Anthozoa; Malacalcyonacea; Nephtheidae. The coding region runs from base 160 to 960 and encodes 266 amino acids. The transcript has 7 exons. Gene Ontology annotation, cellular component: elongator holoenzyme complex. Gene Ontology annotation, biological process: tRNA wobble uridine modification.
AAGCAAGCUUAGAGAAACGUCAUGUUACGAUUCAUAUAGUGGCCAUAGGAAUUACAGCAAAGUUCGGUGAAAGUUGUAGAAAAGAAAUUUUAAAAAUUUAAAAUCUGACCAAAGAUUAUUGAGAACUGUGAUGUACUCGCUUGAGUGAGUGGCUGAAGGAUGUUUAUUGCGCUAAAUAAGCUUCUAGAUAUUGAUGAAGAUGUACCACCAAAGGGAAAAUAUUAUCUUAUCUCAGAGUCCCAUAAUGAUGGCAGCUUUCUGAUUCAUCACUUUCUAAGUUUCUUUCUUAAAGGAGGUUACAAUGUUUGCUUCAUUGCAUUGGUGCAGUCAUUCACCCAUUACAGCAGCAUUGCACAAAAAAUGGGAGUUAACCUGAAUACCACAAUACAAAAGGGCAAGUUGACAUUUGUUGAGGGACUAACAUGUGCUGUUCAAAGUCUUGAAACUAAUGAAAUGGCACUUGACUUGCAAGAUAAUCCAUUUACAGGACUCACAAGUAGCGAUUCAAAGUUUUCACUUAAACUGCUUCACGAUAAGAUACAAGAAGAAAUCUCCAAAUUUGAGAAUGACCAACCAUUUCUGCUUUUAAUUGACGAUGUCUCAGCAUUUCUUGGCCUUGGAGUCUCAGUUGUUGAUAUCCAAGAUUUUGUGCAAUACUGUUUGCUUUCAGUUUCUUCAUCAGACAAGGGUUGUCUGGUUACAUUAGUCCAUGCAGAUCAUGACACGGGAGAGUCAGAAGAGGAGAAUUUAGAAAGACAUUUGAUAUAUAAAUGUGACACACAGCUUCAUGUAAAAGGACUGAGCACUGGUUUUUGUAGAGAGGUUCAUGGAGAGCUUGAAAUUAUCAACCAUAAUCUUGCCACGAAAACAGGGCGAGCUUCAGAGAGGAUUGUUCAGUACAAAAUAAUGGACAAGAAUGUGAAUUUUUUUGCACCAGGAAACUCUGCUUCAGUUUUAUGAGUGGAGAAAAAACUUAAACAGCAUUGGUUGUUGUAUAUAUUUUCAAGCAGAAAUGCUAAUAACAAUUUUCUACAUCAGGUAUACAAAAUUAUAAAACAUUCAAUUUAAAUAGAAAUAUAAAU